This is a messenger RNA of Thermothielavioides terrestris NRRL 8126, 1653 nucleotides long. RefSeq lists its product as uncharacterized. The coding region runs from base 321 to 1613 and encodes 430 amino acids. The record is from RefSeq and is a predicted model, not a curated record. The transcript has 4 exons. Gene Ontology annotation, cellular component: cytoplasm; dynactin complex. Gene Ontology annotation, biological process: mitotic spindle organization. NCBI's taxonomy places the organism in Eukaryota, Fungi, Ascomycota, Sordariomycetes, Sordariales, Chaetomiaceae.
CAACAACGAACAAUCGCAAAGACUCGUUGCAACAACUUUACGAAACCUCAACUAAAUCGAAAAAAAAGAAAACGAAUGCAAACCCCUUGGCGGUCUUGGCGGGGUACUGACGCUGUAAAAACAUUGCCGACAAUUGGCCGAAAUUAGUCUUGGCGGGACCUCUUUAGCCAUCAGCGCUAUCCGUGCUCGCUCCCCAUAGCCCCGUGCAUCUGCGGAUACUACCCCUGACAAUCAGGUCGAUUGCCAGACACCGACCACCGUUGCAGCCACUUUCAACCCGAUUGAAGCUUCGUGCAUGAGAAUGCCGACACAACAUCGCAAUGUCUUCAAAUAGGAAAUACGCGGCCCUGCCAGACCUGGACUCGGCGCCAGAUAUCUACGAAACCCCCGAUCUCACCGACGACCAUUCGACAGUUCCGCCCACCACCGUGCAAUCACCUUCGGACAACGAAUACGACGAAGAUGAGGAACACGCCGCUGGGAUCUCGCGGUCGCGCCUCCGAGUAAGAGAAGCCCGGUCGAAGUUCAUGCCGGCUGCGGUCGAUGCGAAUGAUGUAGACUUCUCGGACCGCCUGGACGGCAAACGAAAGUCGUACAAGACUUCGACCCGGCGACACCGCGUCCUCGAGGAUGGGACCGAGGAGCUCGGCGACUUGAGCGAUGAGGACGAUGCAGUGAACCUUGCGCGAAAGAUUGCUCGGCUGAGGCGGGAGAUCGAGGUGGUCAAGGACGAAUAUGGAAAACAGAAGGCGGCGGCGGAGAAGUCAAAGGAAGAAAGGGUCACGGAGGACGAUAUCGAGUCGCUCAGCAAGGUCCUGGAUGAGAUUUCGCGCUUCGAUGACAGUCUCACCUCUCGCCAUCUUCCUGCCACAGUACCACCGCCCGCAGCCGUUGGGCAAAAUGUCGAGGGAGACCCAACGGACGGUGUCAGCUACACAAUAACGUACGCACCAAGCUACGAGCAGACCCAUGCUUUGGCGAAGGCUGCGGAUUUCGAUCGUCGCCUCGUGGUGCUCGAGAAGGCCCUGGGAGUGGGCUCGGCAGCGAUGCCCGAAUUCGACUCAAACGGACUCCCGCGGGCCAUCAUCCCUCUCCUGGAGCACCUCCACAAGCAAAUCUCGACCCUGUCCGAAGCCUCGGUUCCGUCAUUGGAUAGCAUCAGCAGGAGAGUACGGGCAUUGACCCAGGAGGCCGAGGCUCUCGAGAAGGCGCGCCGGAACGCCAAGGCAGCGCACGAGGCGCUUGCCUCGGCGGGAGCAGCGCCGACGGCCGAGGCCACUGCGAUCGAUGACUCCGAACAGACAGCCAAGAUCAACGCGCUCUACGGGACGCUGCCGACCAUCGAGAAUCUGGCCCCUCUCCUUCCGCCCCUGCUCGACCGUCUCCGAUCGCUGCGUAUGAUCCAUGCCGAAGCCGCAACGGCGUCUCAGACUUUGGAGCGCAUCGAGAAGAAGCAGGCCGAUAUGGCUGCCGAAAUUCAGCAGUGGAGAGAGGGCCUAGAGAAGGUGGAGGCCGCCGUUAGGGAGGGAGACGCGACCAUGGUCAGAAACAUGGAUGUGAUGUCGCGGUGGGUGAAGGACCUCGAGGACAAGAUGUCGAAGUUGUCUCCAUGAGCAACGAACAAAUCGCAAUGAUACCCAAUUUCAGAUACAA